UUCUAAACAGCUUUCUCAGAAUAAUAAAAUUGCAACAGUAAAAAAGAUGAGAGAGAAAAGGGUGAGAUAGCUGGAGAUGUAAAAGAUCAGAGAGAAAAAGAAGCUUUGUCUUUUGUUUCCAAGCAUUCAAUUCUAUUUUCUCUCUUCAAUUACACCACUCUCUCCUCUUCAAUUGCUAUUUGAUCACAACACAAGUUUUAAUUAUCACCGACUCUCCCAUAUCCCCUUCUUCUCUCUAUAUCUCUUUGCGUGGACAAAAGAAAUGGUUUUAAGCGGAAAAAACAGAAGGCGGUUUCACCAUUAAUAUGGGGUUCUCCAUAGCUGUUGAUAAAUUAGAAGAAGAAGCACAACAACAACAACAAGAGCAAGAGACAAAGUCUUUAGGUUCCUCUUUGAAUAUCGUCAUGGCUUCUUCAAGUGUUAAGAGCAAUACCAACUCAACAACUCAACUUGAACCAUUCCUCCCACCUUUACAUCUUCAUCAUCAACAACAACCACCACAACAUCAUUUUCAUCAUCAUCAAAUACCAGACCAACAAAUCUCUUUUGGGAUGAUGCCAUCUUCCUCAUUAGCUUCUAUCCCAGGAAAUUUCUUAAGCAAAGAUUCUGGAGCUUAUGAUUUGGGGGAAUUGGAUCAAGCCUUUUUUUUGUAUCUUGAAGGUCAGGCUGACCCUUCUAGUGUUCAAGACCAAAAACAGAACUCAUCAUCAGGAAUGAGGCCACCACCAACUCUCAACAUUUUCCCAUCUCAACCUAUGCACGCAGUGCCACCAUCCAAUUCCAAGGUUAACAUGGGAUUACCCUCCACACAAACCAGCACUGGCUCAAAGAGACAACCAGAGUCAUCCAUGGCCAAGCCCAAUCCACACACUGAAGCCCCUUCUGCACCUGAGCCACCCAAAGCUGUAAAGCGAGAGGGCAAUCGCAAGGGAACAACAUCAAGCUCUGAGCAGGAAGCACCCAAAACACCAGAUCCUAAGACACUAAGAAGACUUGCUCAGAAUAGAGAAGCAGCAAGGAAAAGCAGGCUCAGGAAAAAGGCGUACGUUCAGCAACUAGAGUCAAGUAGGAUUAAGCUUAAUCAGAUAGAACAAGAGUUACAACGUUCUAGAGCUCAAGGCAUAUUAAUGGGCGGAAAUACACUUCUGGGUGGGGAGCAAGGCUUUCCUAUGGCCAUGAGUGGAAUUAGCUCAGAGGCUGCAAUGUUCGACGUGGAAUAUGCGAGAUGGUUAGAGGAGCACCACCGCAUAGUGUGCGAGCUAAGAGCUGCACUCCAAGAACACCUUCAUGAGAACGAGCUUCGUUUAUAUGUGGACAAUUGCCUGGCUCACUAUGACCAAGUAAUGAACCUUAAGAGCAUGGUGGCCAAAAUCGACGUAUUCCACCUUGUUUUUGGCAUGUGGAAGACCCCAGCUGAACGUUGCUUCAUGUGGAUUGGUGGCUUCAGGCCAUCUGAACUCAUCAAGGUAUGUAUUAUUCUGGGUCAAAUUGAGCCUCUUACGGAGCAACAAAUACUUGGGAUAUGUGGGUUGCAACAAUCUACACAAGAGGCAGAAGAGGCUCUUUCCCAAGGGCUUGAUGCUCUUAACCAAUCUCUCUCAGAGACUAUAACAUCGGACUCUUUGUGGUGUCCUCCAAAUAUGAAUAACUACAUGGGACAAAUGGUUGUGGCAAUGAACAAACUCUCCACUCUUGAAAGCUUUGUGAGACAGGCUGAUAACCUCAGGCACCAGACAAUUCACCGUCUGCACCAACUUCUAACAACACGCCAAGCUGCAAGGUGUUUGGUGGCCAUUUCUGAGUACUUCCAUCGUCUCAGAGCCCUAAGUUCUUUGUGGUCGACUCAUCCUCGCCAAGAUCAGUAGUGAGUGGUGGUGGUGAUGGUAGUAACGACAUUCCAUAACUCAAGUUAUGGCUAGAUAGCUAUAUUAAAUAUUUCCAUAUAUAUAUAUAUAUAUGGCCUUGUAACUUCUUAAUUUCUCUUAAAUCAUAAAUUAAAUAUUUCCUUAAUUUCAUUUUGGUACCACCCUCUUGAUUUCUC
This is a messenger RNA of Glycine soja, 2041 nucleotides long. RefSeq names its product bZIP transcription factor TGA10-like. Gene Ontology annotation, biological process: regulation of DNA-templated transcription; DNA-templated transcription. The transcript is spliced from 11 exons. NCBI's taxonomy places the organism in Eukaryota, Viridiplantae, Streptophyta, Magnoliopsida, Fabales, Fabaceae. Gene Ontology annotation, molecular function: sequence-specific DNA binding; DNA-binding transcription factor activity. The coding region runs from base 306 to 1865 and encodes 519 amino acids. The record is from RefSeq and is a predicted model, not a curated record.